Ostrea edulis (European flat oyster) is the source of this 2061-nucleotide messenger RNA. RefSeq lists its product as uncharacterized. The record is from RefSeq and is a predicted model, not a curated record. The transcript has 2 exons. The coding region runs from base 1 to 969 and encodes 322 amino acids. NCBI's taxonomy places the organism in Eukaryota, Metazoa, Mollusca, Bivalvia, Ostreida, Ostreidae.
AUGCUUAAUUAUGUAAAUGAGGGUAAUGACAUCAUCAAUGCUAUGCAGAUGAAGUCGGCACUUGAAAGUCAUGGUGGCAUAAGAAACACCUACGUUUCAGUGGUAGAUCUUCUAGCUGAACCUCAACCACCUCUGCUGUUUGGACAACUGAAAUCCUUUCAAAUUUCACAAUUUAACAAUUUCAGCUUUCAAGAUGAUGGAAUAGUGGCAUAUAAAGCAUAUGGCAUUGGAGGAAAACUUAUUUCAGCAGAAGACAUGACUAGAAUUUCAGAAAAUUUGCUGUUGAAAGACAAGAACUUGAUGUUUUCUGAGGUACAACAACCAGAUCCAAAGCCCGCAACAUUCCAAGGAAUUAAACAACAGGAUCGUUUCUCUUGCAUUGAUCCAGACUGCAUCAAAGUUUUCAGGAAAGAGAACCAACUCAUACAACACCUCUCAAUUGGUCAGCAUAUUUAUGAUGUACAGAAGUUGGACACACUUGAGGAUAGGAGUAAAAGGCUUUGGACAGUACAAUGCAAUGAACUUCGACUAGAUCACCAGAAUUCCUCCUCCCUCACUGUGCAUUGUGAUCAACCAUCCGAAUUCCGUGAAAAUUUUGGCUAUGCAUUAAAAAGGAGAAAAAAGACAUCACGUUUUUCUGUAAAGUUAAAAAAUCAUCUCACUGCCCUCUUCAAAAAUGGAGAACAGACUGGGAAAAAACCAAAUCCACACACAGUUUCAAGGCAAAUGCGAUCUGAAACAGACGAAGACGGAAACAGAAUAUUUUCUCCAGCAGAGUGGCUCUCUCCUCAGCAGAUAAGAAGCUUCUUCGGAAACUUAUGUUUGAAAAAACAGAAAGUGUCCAACAUGGUCAAAAGUGAGGGAAACCAAGAAAAUGAUGAAGACCUACAGAAUGUCAUAAGCGAUCUAGUUGCUAUUGAACGAAGCCAAGCAAUAUCCAGUGUUGUGUCUGACUUGACUCACCAGUAGUUAGCAAUAAUAUUUUGGUAAACUCAGGUGACCUAUUGCUAUCAGUUGUCGUCCGUCGUCCAUCAUGCGUUAACAAUUGAACAUUUUUAACUUCUUCUUGAUAACUACCUUUCCAAUUCUUUUCAAAUUUGGUAUGAAGUAUCUUUGGGACAAAGGAAAAAUAAAUUAUAAAUGCCAGGUCUCCAGCACCCCUGGGGCAUUAGGGUCAGGGCAAAAACUGCCCAAAAUUGACCAAUUUUCAAAAAUCUUCUUCUUAAGAACCGCACAUGUGUAAGAAAAACUAAAUGCAUGGUGAUGGAGAGCAGGAAGGCCUCUACCAAAAUUGUAAAUUUCAUGAUCCCAGGGGUAGAGGUUUUGGUAUCAGGGUGGGGCCAAAAUGGUCAGUUAUUAAAUGUGUGAACAAUAGACAUUUUUAAAUUCUUCUUGAUAACUAUCAUUUCAAUUCUUUUCAUAUUUGGUAUGAAGCAUCUUUGGAACAAGAAGGACAUAAAUUGUAAAUUUCAGGAUUCCUGCACCCCUGGGGCCUUAGGGGCGGGGCAAAAACUGUCCAAGAUUGAUAAAAUUUUCAAAAAUCUUCUCAAGAACCGCAUACAUGUAAGAAAAACUAAAUGCAUGGUGAUGGAGAGCAAGAAGGCCUCUACCAAAAUUGUAAAUUUCAUGAUUCCCGCAGUAGUUGUUCUGACCCCAGGGCGGGGCCAAACUUGGUAAAUAGUGUUAAUGUGUAAAACACUUAAAUAACAUCUUCUUUAGUGUGGUUUAUAUUGACACUAAAUAGAUAUUUAGAAAGAGCAGGUAGUCCUUUACCAAAAUUGUAAAUUUGAUGAUCCCAGUGGUAGGGGUUUUGGUAUCAGGUUAGAGCCAAAAUAGUCAAGUUAUUAAAUGUGUGAACAUUUGACAUUUUUAACUUCUUCUUGAUAACUAUCAUUCCAUUUUUUUUUUCAUAUUUGGUAUGAAUCAUAUUUGGAACAAGGGCAACAUAGAUUGUAAAUUUCAUGAUCCCCGGGGUAGGGGUUCUGACCCCAGGGCGGGGCCAAACUUGGUAUAUAAUGCUAAAUGGAUAGAGCAGCUAGGUAGUCUUUUACCAAAAUUGUA